AUGGCUCGGUCAAAGAGAGGGGUUCAGUUCCCCAACCGCAACGGUGACAAACGACGAUCAAGCUUCAGCAGCGAAGAUGGCGGUUCUCCCACUUUGCUCAAGUCCCAAUCUUCGGGCCAGCUGGAAACAGUCAACGAGAAGCAACCUCCAGCCAACGAGCAGCAAGCCGAGUACGAAAAGAAGAAGGCCAACUUCAUAACCCGCACUUUCUGGACAUUUGUCAUGUUCGCCUUGUUCUUUACCGCACUCUUUAUGGGCCACAUUUACAUUAUCUGCAUCAUUACCGCUGUCCAGAUCGUUUCCUUCAAGGAGGUUAUUGCCAUUGCCAAUGUUCCCAGCCGCGCCCGCUCCCUGCGAUCGACUAAAAGUCUCAACUGGUACUGGCUGGCAACCACCAUGUACUUCCUCUACGGCGAGACUGUCAUCUACUACUUCAAGCACAUUAUUCUGGUUGACAAGGUCCUGCUGCCUCUGGCUACUCACCAUCGCUUCAUCAGCUUCAUCCUCUAUGUGUUCGGUUUCGUCUUCUUUGUUACCUCCCUUCAAGCUGGCCACUACAAGUUCCAGUUCACCAACUUUGCCUGGACUCACAUGGCUUUGUACCUCAUUGUCGUACAGGCCCAUUUCAUCAUGAACAACGUCUUCGAGGGCAUGAUCUGGUUCUUUUUGCCCGCGGCUCUAGUCAUCACCAACGACAUUUUCGCCUACAUCUGCGGUAUCAUGUUUGGACGCACUCAGCUCAUCAAACUCUCUCCCAAGAAGACCGUCGAGGGCUUCGUUGGUGCUUGGAUCAUGACUAUCGUAUUUGCCAUGCUCCUCUCUAACAUCAUGAUGCGAUCAAAGUACUUCAUCUGCCCUGUCAACGAUCUAGGAGCCAAUGUCUUCACCGGCCUCAAGUGCGAUCCCAACCCGGUCUUCCUCCCCAAGACAUACGAGCUGCCCGAGCUAUUCUUCCUUCCCGACACGGCCAACUUCUCUGUCACCAUCGCUCCCAUGCAGAUCCACGCCCUCAACCUGGCUACUUUCGCCUCUCUUAUUGCUCCCUUCGGCGGAUUCUUCGCUUCUGGUCUCAAGCGCACUUUCAAGAUCAAGGACUUUGGCGACUCUAUCCCCGGACACGGAGGCAUCACUGACCGCAUGGACUGCCAAUUCAUCAUGGGUUUCUUUGCCUACAUGUACUUCCACACCUUUGUUGCUAUCCACAAGGUCAGCCUCGGCUCCGUUCUCGAGACCGCCAUCACAAGCCUCAACCCCGAUGAGCAGCUCGAGCUCGUUAAGGGUAUGGGUCAUUAUCUCCGAAACCAGGGUAUCUUGACAGACGACUCUAUCGCGUGCAUCGAUAAGCUCAUGCCCGCGAACCAAUGA
Messenger RNA from Fusarium coffeatum, 1365 nucleotides. RefSeq lists its product as uncharacterized. Lineage: Eukaryota; Fungi; Ascomycota; Sordariomycetes; Hypocreales; Nectriaceae. The coding region runs from base 1 to 1365 and encodes 454 amino acids. Gene Ontology annotation, cellular component: endoplasmic reticulum membrane. Gene Ontology annotation, molecular function: phosphatidate cytidylyltransferase activity. The record is from RefSeq and is a predicted model, not a curated record. The transcript is spliced from 4 exons.